AUGUUAAACACUGUUAAUUCAUUACAGUUGUGUACAAACAGCAAUUUGCAUGGAGGAGCAGAGAUAGUGGGACGGGCUUUAAACACUCGCCAAGAGACAGGCUGUCACGAAUGCUGCUUGACUGACGAAUGCAAUGGAAGGCUUUGUAGGCACGAAAAACCUAGCGCUUGCAUCGACUCGGAGACCGUGGACUGCGCACUUCUGAAUUCACUGUUGAACCUUUGCUCGGAUGUGGAUCAUGCGAAGACGAUAUGCCCAAAGUACUGUGGACUUUGCAAUCUUGUGGAUGGCAACUGGGCUGACUGGUCUUCCUGGACUCAAUGUGACGUCACGUGCGAACAUGGGACACAACUGCGUACACGCACCUGUACUAACCCAGCACCGAAAAAUGGCGGUGCGGAUUGUGUAGGUUCAGCCAAUCAAACAAUAGUCUGCGUCAGAAAACUAUGCCCUGUUCAUGGCGGAUGGAGCGUUUGGGAUAGCUGGGGUUCUUGUUCUGUGUCCUGUGAUGCAGGGCUUGCUACCCGUAGGAGGAAUUGUAGUAACCCGAAACCUGAAAGAUUUGGAGACCACUGCUUCGGGGAUCCAUUUGAAUCAAUGAUAUGCAUGCACAGACCCUGUGCCGACAGUGUCUAG
Messenger RNA from Mya arenaria, 636 nucleotides. Its product is annotated as ectin-like. The record is from RefSeq and is a predicted model, not a curated record. Bases 1 to 636 code for a protein of 211 amino acids. NCBI's taxonomy places the organism in Eukaryota, Metazoa, Mollusca, Bivalvia, Myida, Myidae. The transcript has 5 exons.